Molecule: messenger RNA, 8446 nt
Organism: Ornithorhynchus anatinus (platypus)
Lineage: Eukaryota; Metazoa; Chordata; Mammalia; Monotremata; Ornithorhynchidae
Gene: ACVR2B
Product: activin A receptor type 2B
Exons: 11
Coding region: 326-1864 (512 amino acids)
Biological process (GO): cellular response to growth factor stimulus; activin receptor signaling pathway; protein phosphorylation
Cellular component (GO): activin receptor complex; plasma membrane
Molecular function (GO): activin receptor activity; activin binding; ATP binding
Source: RefSeq, a predicted model, not a curated record
CGCCCCGCGACGCCCCGGGGUCCGGCGGAGCCGAGCGGGCCGCCGAGAGCCGGGGGGCCGACUGCCUUUAACGCGUGGCGGCCGGGACCGACCCGGGCCGGGACCGGGACCGGAACCGGGGCCGGGGCCGGGAUCGCGCUCGGGAUAGCUGUCGCUCCGGGCCGGGACGCGGGACGCGGGGGUCUCCCCGCGGGCCGCGACGUGCUCCCCGCCCCUCCACGCCGCCGCCUCGCCCGCGAAAGGUCUUCUGUUUGUUUUCCCUCGCGGGGAGGAGGAGGAGGAGGCGGCGGAGGAGGAGGAGGAGGAGGAGGAGAGCGCUGGGAACAUGAUCGCCCGGUGGCUGACAUUCGCCGUCCUCUGUGGAUCGCUCUGGGCAGGGCCAGGGCACGGCGAGGUGGAGACCAGGGAGUGCGUCUACUACAACGCCAACUGGGAGCUGGAGAAGACGAACCGCAGCGGGGUGGAGCGCUGCGAGGGGGAGAAGGACAAGCGUCUGCACUGCUACGCAUCUUGGAGGAACCAGUCCGGAACUAUCGAGUUGGUCAAGAAAGGAUGCUGGCUCGACGACUUCAACUGCUACGACAGGCAGGAGUGUGUUGCCACAGAGGAGAACCCGCAGGUCUUCUUCUGCUGCUGCGAGGGCAACUUCUGCAACCUGCAGUUCACCCACCUCCCCGAGGCCUCAGGACCCGACGUCACGUACGAGCCGCCCCCGCCGACACCGUCACUGCUCAGCGUCCUGGUCUACUCGCUGCUGCCCAUCAGCAGCCUCUCGCUGGCCGUCCUCCUGGCCUUCUGGAUGUACCGGCACCGCAAGCCUCCUUACGGACACGUGGACAUCAACGAGGACCCUGGCCCCCCACCCCCUUCACCCCUGGUGGGGCUAAAGCCCCUGCAGCUGCUGGAGAUCAAGGCACGGGGGCGCUUCGGCUGUGUCUGGAAGGCCCAGCUGAUGAACGACUAUGUGGCCGUAAAGGUGUUCCCUCUGCAGGACAAGCAGUCGUGGCAGAGUGAGCGCGAGAUCUUCAGCACGCCAGGCAUGAAGCAUGAGAAUCUCCUGCAGUUCAUUGCGGCUGAGAAGCGCGGCUCCAACUUGGAAGUGGAGCUAUGGCUCAUCACGGCUUUCCAUGACAAGGGCUCCCUGACCGACUACCUGAAGGGAAAUCUGGUGAGCUGGAACGAGCUGUGCCACGUGGCAGAGACGAUGGCCCGGGGGCUCUCCUACCUGCACGAGGACGUGCCCUGGUGUCGGGGGGAGGGACACAAACCUGCCAUCGCCCACAGGGAUUUCAAGAGUAAGAACGUUUUGCUGAAGAAUGAUCUGACCGCUGUCCUGGCCGACUUUGGACUGGCUGUGCGGUUUGAGCCCGGGAAGCCCCCCGGGGACACCCAUGGACAGGUGGGGACACGGAGGUACAUGGCACCCGAGGUGCUGGAGGGGGCCAUCAACUUCCAGCGCGAUGCUUUCCUGCGGAUCGACAUGUACGCUGUUGGCCUCGUGCUGUGGGAACUCGUGUCCCGGUGCACGGCCGCUGACGGCCCGGUGGGUGAGUACCUGCUGCCCUUUGAGGAGGAGAUUGGACAGCACCCGACCCUGGAAGACCUGCAGGAGGUGGUCGUGCACAAGAAGAUGCGUCCAUCCUUCAAGGGACACUGGCUCAAACAUCCGGGCCUGGCCCAGCUGUGCGUGACGAUAGAGGAGUGCUGGGAUCACGAUGCCGAGGCCCGCCUCUCGGCCGGUUGUGUGGAGGAGCGCAUUGCCCAGAUCCGCAGAUCCGUCCACGGCCCCACCUCGGACUGCCUGGUCUCCAUAGUCACGUCCGUCACCAAUGUGGACUUGCCGGCCAAAGAGUCCAGCAUCUGAGCCCGGGCCCGGGGCCCAAAGGCGAGACCGGAUGAUCCGACCCCAAGCCCGACAAACCCGUGAAUGCAGCUGCUAUUUCACCUCGACUUUUUGGUCACCGUCAUCGGGGAUGAUGGUGAUGAUGACAAUGAUGGUGAUGAUGAUGGUGGGUUUUAUUUUGGGGUUGGAUUGGUUUUUACCAGCACAUUUCUCUACUGUACUGGACACAACGGACAUCUCCUUGAGCUCCCGGGUGCUGUCCGUGACGGCGGAAAUGGCGGGGGCUUGGUACCUCAGAACCUCGACAGCCCCACGUUUCCCUGGCUGCCCAGUGGGCGGCUGCUGCCCUCCACACAGAAUCCCCGGGAACAAGGAAAACACCUCCCCUGGUGGAACGCGGGCUGCCGCAAACUCCCAAGGGGUCAUUCGAGACUGUUUUAUAGGGUCACACCUGCCCCAGGAACAACACCUCCCUCACCAGCUCUCCCGUGGGCCUUUCCCCUGGGCUCUCCAUCCAUUCCCCUCCCAAUUUUCCUUACAGCCUCCCUCAUCCGGCUCUCCCUGGACGUCUUCCUCCCCGGGCUCUUCUUCUCCAGCUUUGCCUCCUGACUGGUCCCCAUCGCUCUCCUCGCCCCUCCCCUCCACCAGCUUCUUCAGCUCUCCUUUCCCCUCCCUCCCACCAGCCUCCCAUCCCGACUGGGCUCUGCGGCUCCUCUCCCAUCCUAUCCUCUUCCAAGACCGGACCUUUGGAAGCGGUGGGCUUCUCUCGCAGAUCCAGAAUGUGUUCUGGAUCACAGACCACAGGGAUGGGGGUACUGAAGAAGCUGGGCCCAGCCAGGGCAAUCAGUGCUGGGUGGGGAGGGGCCCGAGUAACUAGGACGGGGGCAUUUGGACUUGGCAGCAUUUGGACAAAUAUCGCUGUUCUGACACUAACUUCUCAGGUAACCAGUGCCCGGGGUGGUGGCGGUUCAGGGGUCGAGGGUACAGCUUUGGGGCAGAGCAGAGGCAGCCCUAGGGAAGCCUGGCACCCCUCGGCCCCCCGUGGAUCAGACUGGGGGUGGGGGGCUGAGGGAGCGGGGAAGAUGGACAAUUAAAACCACAGUCCCAUUGCCCACCUGAGGAGGGGUGAAGCGAGGGCGGGACAACCAGGAAUGUUGGCUUGUGGCGGGAAUGGUUCUAGACUGCCCGGCCGUCCUGAACGGGAAUGAGAGGAAGUAUGCGGAACCCUCCCCUGGGCGGAGUGGGGGGCGGCCCUAGGUCCUGGGGUUCCCGGUCUAGCUCGACGCUGUGUGAGGUGACCCCGACCGUAGCACUCCCAGCCCCGUUUCUCCCUACCCCCGGAUAAAGCUGGAUCUUACUGUGGUGCAUCCUGGGAGAGCUGCCCCUCUCUGCACCCUCUGCUCACCCUGGGCAGGGAAUGUUUUUGAUGCUGCUGAUUCAACAUCUAGAUAUUUUUUUAAUUUGUGACACAUGCAAUGUUUUUAGAAAAAGAAAACACAGCUCCGUGGCUUCCGAGGUUUAAGCUGAAAAGAAAAAAAAAAUUUAAACUUCACGACCACAGAUCACCUCAAAACCAGAAAUACCUCAGACUUUUCUACUUGUAUGAGUUUUAUUAUCUAUUUUGUUAGUUGUGUUGUCUCGUAGUGAGUAUAUUUUAACGUCAGUUGGAUUUUAUGACCAGGGGGUUUUAAAAAAAGAAAAAAUGGAAAAAAAGCUGUGGACUGUUAGGAAGUGCUGUCGUUGGCAUGUCGGUUGGGUGGCGUGACGCAGUGGCACCAGGACACUUGUAUCCAGGUGCAGGGGCCGUGUUUAUUGGGUGACAAGACUCAUGCCAUGUCAUGUCAUGUCGUGUCACGAUAUGACUCGCCCCUGGCCCCAAGACCGCUCUGGCUCCCGCUGGGUGUGGAGAUGAGGGUGGGGGAGGCGGUGUCUGGAUCAGUGUCCCGGUGGCCAGGCGGCGCUCUCUGCUGGGACUCCCAUCCAAACAUGCACACUUGUUCUCUCCCUGGUGAGCGGCAGCCAGCCCAAAACGAGGGGUGGGACCUGGGUGUGCAGAAGUGGAGGUGCGGAUGGAUGCAGGGGCGGCACUUCUCAACAGCCCCACGGCAUGGGCAACGGGGUAGGCAUGGGGACUGCAACUCUCCCUCCAUUUCAGGAGCUGCCUCAGCCAUCCCCAGCUGGGCCAGAUCCCCGUCACUGCCUCUGUGUCCCUUCUUUCCCAAAACCCAGCCAGAACCGCUGGGCCCCACUGGCUGAAGCCAUCCGGUGGCCAUGGCGGCCCCUGGGAGCCCACCAACGGAGCUAGGGGCCCCUCGCUUGUCUCCCCCAAAGUGCCAGCUGACUGAUGUGGUGAGGAGCUGCUCCGUCUCUGCCCUUGUGGCACUGGUGGGCAAGAGCACUGUGGCUCUCUGUAAGCGGUUUCUUUGGGAAGCUUCAAUGUUGGUUCAAAGUGCCAAAGGGGCACAACCCCAACUUGGCCAGACCACAUCAGGCCACGCCUCCUCUCCAGCAGUAUUCCCUCUGGCAACAAAUGAGCAGGCAGGAUACACCCUGUCCUCUGCCUCCAAGCUGGGCCCAGGGAACCCAGUGGUGCGCAAAUAAGAGAAUGGACAUCUGUCCUUGUGCGUCUGAGGCAGGAAGGACCGGGGUCCUGUUGGACGUGACCCAGAGCUGACGGGAGGUCAGAGGGCUGGGGUCAAGACUGCCUUGUCUGAGCAGUGGGUGCUUUGGCCAGCGGAGCUCUCCGGUCUGAGGUAGCUUGAGGGCAACGGGCCCGCUUUAGACAUCGGAGGAAAUUGAAAUCUAAUUAACCAUGAAAUUGAGCAUUCAGAGGCCCGCGACUGCCCUGAUUGACCAGCGACCGGGACCGUUGUGGUUUUAGUUUUUGCUCUCAGGUCACUGACCGAGAGACUCAAGUGAACUAUCAAUAAAUGGAAAGACCGCUCACCCAGGGUGGGAGCAGGGACCAGGUUUCCCUCCUCAGGUCUGUCAUCAAGGGCCAGUUGUUUCCUUUGCUGCCUCCCAACUCCCACUCCCCAACACCCAGUCAUCUGGGCAUCAUGCUUGUGAUGGUUUUAAAGUUUCCCUGGAAGGUCUGGAUUGGCUGGUUAUUGGGUGAUGAAAUUGGAAAUGUAGGUUUGGCCCUGAAUCACCCAAAGCGAGCAGACAAUGUAGGGGCAUGAGGAGAGAGAGAGUGUGUGUGUGUGUAUAUGUGGGUGUCUGCUGUCUUGUAGGGGGUGGGGGAGAUGCAUGUGAGUCCAUGUGCACAGCUCUCCCUGCACUGUGUGUUGUGUGAGUAAGGGGCGCGGGAUGUGAUGCUGACAGUGGUGGAGGUGGAGUGGCUACACCGUGACUGCUGCUCCAACAUAAGGGCCAAGUGGUCCGACUGGCAGGUAGCCCAAACUCUGAAUGGUUCGGGGGUUGAGAAUGUUGUCCAAUCCCACUCUUUGCCAGGCAGGAGGCGCUAUAGUGGUGCAAGGACCCCUCACGCUGUCCUGUACAGGGUGUGGUGUGUGUGUGUGUGUGUGUGUGUGGGGGGGGACACGUUUGUGCGGAUGUGUAUAUAGUUCAUUAUGUAAACUAGCCAGAAUGGAUCACCGUGUGAAGAUUGUUUUAUACCACAGAUUAUUUUUGUAAACCUGGUGCAAAUCCCCAGAGAAGGUUGUUGUUUUUUGUGUCAGGCCACACGCAGGACACCUGGGGGUACAGUAGUGCAUGGCACAGAGCCAACCCAGAGCUACACCACAUCCCUCAGGCUGCAGGGUGGCAGUGCCCAUGGCAGGACAGAGCUGCCCAGACCUUUCUCGGAAUAGAUGCUUUCCCGUGGGCUGCGAUGGCUGGUUGAGCUUGGCAUGCAGGGCCGUGGGGCAAGUCAAACGUGGGAAGACAGAGAGUUUCCAGUUUAGAGUCAAGAAAGCAGCCGUAUCAGCUGGGCUACACCACCAGGGAGGAGAAUGAGCCAGGGAUUGCUGGCCGACCCCCAGGAACCCCAAUCUCAUGGCCUCUUCCUGGGUCAGGGCCCAGAGAGCCUAGUGAGAGGCAGACAGGCGAAGCGCCGUGGCUUUUCUUGUUUCACCCACUUUGGGGGCCGGAAUGAAAGGGCUUUGUUAGUGAACCAAGCCUGGAGGAUCAGGGGGCCGGGGGAAUCCCACAUUAAAACCUACACUCGCAAGGAUAUCUCAGUCUGGCUUGAGGCCCCCAAGUGUCCUGCCACUCUGGCCAGGAUUGAGGGCAUGGUGACAUCUGGGAUGGGGAGAGGGAGGGGCCAGACUGUUGGACAAUGAAGUAGCAGGCCAGUCCAUGCCCGCCCUCCCACCAUCCUCCCCACCCCAUUCCCACGGUCCCCACUCCUGGAUUCAAAUUUGGCCGUGCCUUUGAGAUUUUUCUUUCUGUGCAAAAGCAAUGGCAGCGAGUCUUUUCUGUCGGUCUUUUCUGACUCCAAUCCAGGCAAAAUUCAAUCUCUCUUCCCUCCCCCUUUCUCUGUCUCUGUCUCCCCUUUUGGCGCCCUGCUCUUAAUUACCAGAUGCAGUUGAUGAGCCAGGUAUUUUACGAACCAAUUACCUCAAACCUCCCUCUCGUGUGACAGUGUUAGCCCCGGCUCUUCGCAGACCCCCUUUUGUAGAGCCCACCCCUAUACAGGAGACUUGCCCCAUGUUCAACUCAUUGCUGUUUCAAAGUGAACAGUGACCCCAUGCCCUUCAGGGCUCCCGGGAGAUGAGGAAGGCCAGGUCUGUGAAGGGCUUCCUGAGCUCUUGGCAGUUUCCUGGUCUCAGAAUUUUGGAGGAGGACAGAGAUGGGGGUGAGCAGGCCCACAGGUCACUUGGGUGGAGGUGGGGGGGGCAUCACUGUGACAAGUGUCUGGGGGUGACGUCGAAGCUGUAAACAUUCCUCUUCGGCAUUGCAAGAAACUCUCAGGCUCCAGAAAACCAUCUUGCCCCAUGUCUGCCGGUCACUCCCGACGUUCCCAUGCCCAGGCCCCAAACGGCCACUCGUAUCUCCAACCUGGCCCCAGUUUGAGAGUGAUGGGAUGGGAAGGCCGCAAUUCUGGUCCUUGAGAAAACCUCUUGAACCAGAAAUGCAUUGGUGGCCAAAGACCAGCCUCCCUACCUGUCCCGAAUAACCCCAGGGAUGGGGGCAGGUCACAGAAUCCAGGUGACUGAGAGAUCGGAAGUAGGGGGACAGCACCUGGGUGACGGAGCAGCAGCAGUGAACAGAUGGGUGGUGGAUGGCAGGAUGAUAAUCCAUCUUCAUCUAUUUAGUAGAUCUCGGUGUCCUGGCGUGGAGACAAAGUGGGGAAUUCCCGGUGGGUUUUCUUAGGUAAAUCUUUUUGGAAGUAUUAAUCCCCCCCAGGAGGGAGGGGAAUGUUUGUAAAGCCAGUGGCUUUGGUUUUUAUUUUAUGGAACUUGGUAGAGAUGUGAAGCAAAACAUUUGGUACUGCAGAACCAAGCGAGGGCCUCAGCAACUGCAGACUCGGUCGCGUCCUGUGGUCCGUCAUUCUGUCCCUUAAAUCCACCCGACGCCAUCCCAGAACACUGUUUAGCAUCUGAUCUUUGACCUGAUGCCUGGUUUCAGUUGACUUUCAUAGGCACGGUGGUUCCAAGCCCCUCCUUGAGUCAGUGAGCUCCCGAGGAGAGAGCCACCAGGGAAACCCAUUUAUUUCACCAGUUCCUUUCUAGACUGUUCUGUAUUUAAGAGAAAGAAGUGUUCUACGAGUUCCAAGACGUGUCUAGCAUAGUGAGGUGUGUGUCCGUCGAUUCUAGGAAGCAUAACUGAAUCUCAUUAUGCUGUUUUACUCCACUUGUGUGUGAAGAGUCCAGUCUGCUGUACCCCAACUUUGCAGGGACCUGUUUUUCUCAGGAUUCCCAGUUUGAAUGGGCCAGAACCUCCGAGGAUGAGAUCAAUUGUCAGCUGCAGAACUGAGCUCGCCCCGGACGCCUGCCCCAUUAGGGGCAGAAACGGCUCCUUGGUCCCCAUUUGGUCAGGGACUGUUUGUCUGCCAGGAUGUGUGAAAUGUAAAUGUGGUCGGGUAUAUUUCACUCUUGUAGCUAUAAAAUGCAAAAUUUUGUAGAGCAGAGAUAGCUUGUACUACUGAGUUAACAGAAGUUAUACUAAAGUUCCCUGUUACAGAAGAAAAAAGUCUACAGAGAAAGUUAAUCUUGUUGCUGUUACCCCUUUUGGAUUGAAAAGUGUGCUGUGUAUAUAUAAAACACACACACACACACACAAACACACACACCCCUCUCUCUCUCUCUCUCUCUCUCUCUCUCUGAAAUGGCCGAGAGCAGAGUCCAAGCACUGUUGUCCUGCAGAGAUGGCGAUGCUUGGGGAAGGACGUGGAUGCAGCGGGUGAGGCGGACACUGUGUCCAAGCUCAUUGGGAGUGAUGUGUGGCUUUUCCUGUGGCCAUUGGAGAAAUGAGAUCUAGGGGGGCUGAAUUGGCCAGUGGAGAUUUGCCAGUUCCCUCACAGUCUCUCCCAGAGCUACUCGGGAUGAAUGUGUUUUUUGCCCAAGGGGCCGCCCGGCUGGCCCCCGGCUCUGUAGGAAUAAUCUAGAAAGUACGAUUUUGACUAUCUUUUUAUAUAUGAAAAUAAAACCAUAAACCGUG